Molecule: messenger RNA, 654 nt
Organism: Acanthosepion pharaonis
Lineage: Eukaryota; Metazoa; Mollusca; Cephalopoda; Sepiida; Sepiidae
Source: the annotation of a GenBank genome assembly
AUGUUCAGCUGUUCACACAUCUCUUGUUUCUUCUCCGCUGGCGGGAUAGCGAGAUUAGACGGAUUCAUAUAUUGCGAAGAGGAACGUAACUCUAACCUCUUUCUCCUUUUUUUUUUUUUUUUGGCGGGGGUGGGGGAGUUGCUCCUUCCUCUUUCGGUGCCUUUCAUUUUCUUUUCUGCUUUCUCACUAUUUCUCUGUCUCUCUUACUCCACUUUUCUCUCUCUUUCUCUCUCUAUCUUUAUCUAUCUCUGUCUCUAUGUCUAUCAUUUUCUCGCUUUCUCUCUGACUCUCUUUCUUAAUCUAUCGCUGUUUCUCUUGCUUUUACUCUCUCUCUCUCACUCUCUUUCUCCUUCUCGUUUUCUUUUUUCCUCUCUGUUUCGUAUAAUUUUAACUCUUUUUAUUGAUUAUUCAUCAAUCUAUCGAUCAUUAGUUACCCCUUCCUCUGUAACCUUUCCUUUUUCUUUCUCUCUAUCUUUUUUUUUUUUUUUCUCAGUUUCUCUCAUUCUGUCUCUUUUCAUCCGGGCAAUUCUCUCUCACACAUUCUUUCUCUCUUUAUCUGUCUCGCCUUUCUCUCUUUUACUCUCCCUAUCAUUAUAUCUCUUUCUAUAUCUCUAUCAUUCUCUCACUCAUUUUCUCGAUUUCUCUUUCACUUGA